CUGCUGCGGGAGGUGUCGCAGGACACCAAGGACGAUGGAGCCAUCCGGGAGAUCUGCCAGCGCCUCUUCAACACGGCUGUAAAGGUUUUUUCCGCACACCCCCUCGCACCCCCUCACCCUGCUCACCCUCCUCCUCCUCCCCGCAGGGACGGGGGCCAGGCCCAGCGCUGCAGCCAGGUGCUGCUGGAUGCUCCCAUCCAGCUCUCCCAGAUCACCGAUGGAUACGCUGACGCCGGUGCGGAUCUGCUCCCGGGGCUGCUGCUGAAGAGAGGCCAAACCUCGAUGGUGAAUGCCAAGAAACUGGAGAAGGCAGAAGCCAGGCUGAAAGCCAAGCAGGACAAGAGGAUGGAGCGGGAUUCCCUGAAGUCAUCUGGCCCUGUAGUCCUUGAGGAGGCAUCUGCCAGCCAAGCUUCCAGCAAGAAGGAGACUCGCAUGGAGUCAUCAGGCAAGAACAAGUCGUAUGAUGUGCGCAUCGAGAACUUCGAUGUGUCCUUCGGUGAGCGUGUCCUCCUGACGGGAGCAGACCUGAACCUGGCCUUCGGACGGCGCUACGGGCUGGUGGGCAGGAACGGGCUGGGGAAGACCACGCUGCUGAAGAUGAUUGCCAGUCAGAGUCUGCGCAUCCCCUCGCACAUCAGCAUCCUGCAUGUGGAGCAGGAGGUGGCAGGGGACGACACACCAGCGCUGCAGAGUGUGCUGGAGUGCGACACCACUCGCGAGAGCCUCCUGCGGGAGGAGAGGGACCUGACAGCUAAGAUUAAUGCGGGCAGGGGGGAAGGGACAGAAGGUGCCAGACUAUCAGAGAUCUACACGAAGCUGGAGGAGAUUGAGGCAGACAAGGCCCCAGCGAGGGCAUCUGUCAUUCUCGCUGGGCUGGGCUUUAAUGCAAAGAUGCAACAACAGACAACCAAAGAGUUUUCCGGAGGCUGGAGAAUGAGGCUGGCCUUAGCCAGAGCGCUGUUUGCCAGGCCAGAUCUCCUUCUGCUGGAUGAGCCAACGAACAUGCUGGAUGUGAGGGCUAUUUUGUGGCUGGAGACCUACCUGCAGACCUGGCAGUCGACAAUCCUCGUGGUGUCCCAUGACAGGAACUUCCUGAAUGCUGUGGCCACAGACAUCAUCCACCUGCACUCACAGCGGCUGGACACAUACCGUGGGGACUUCGAGAACUUCAUGAAGAUCAAGGAGGAGCGGCUGAAGAACCAGCAGCGAGAGUAUGAAGCCCAGCAGCAGUACCGUGAGCACAUCCAGGUGUUCAUCGACCGCUUUCGCUACAAUGCCAACCGGGCGUCCCAAGUCCAGAGCAAACUCAAGCUGUUGGAGAAGCUGCCACAGUUGAAACCCGUGGACAAGGAAUCUGAGGUGAUAAUGAAGUUCCCCGAUGGCUUUGAGAAGUUCUCCCCCCCGAUCCUGCAGCUAGAUGAAGUAGACUUCUAUUAUGAGCCAAGUCACUACAUCUUUCGUUCCCUCUCCGUCUCUGCUGACCUGGAGUCCCGUAUCUGUGUGGUUGGGGAAAAUGGAGCUGGCAAGUCGACCAUGCUAAAGAUCUUAAUGGGGGAGCUGGCACCAGUUGGAGGGAUCAGACAUGCUCACAGAAACCUAAAGAUCGGUUACUUCAGCCAGCACCAUGUGGAUCAACUGGACCUGAACAUCAGUGCUGUAGAGUUACUGGCAAGAAAGUUCCCAGGGAAGACAGAGGAGGAGUACCGACAUCAGCUGGGGAGCUACGGCAUCUCAGGGGAGCUGGCGGUGCGCCCUGUGGCCAGCCUGUCUGGAGGUCAGAAGAGUCGCGUGGCCUUUGCCCAGAUGACUAUGCCCCGCCCAAACUUUUACAUCCUGGAUGAGCCAACAAAUCACCUGGACAUGGAGACCAUCGAGGCACUGGCAAAGGCACUGAAUAAGUUCCGGGGUGGUUUAAUCCUGGUGUCCCACGACGAGCGCUUCAUCCGCCUGGUGUGCCAGGAGCUGUGGGUGUGUGAAAAUGCCACUGUAACCCGCAUCGAGGGUGGCUUUGACCAGUACAGGGACAUCCUGAAGGAGCAGUUCCGGAAGGAGGGUUUCCUAUAA
This is a messenger RNA of Acanthisitta chloris (rifleman), 2064 nucleotides long. RefSeq names its product ATP-binding cassette, sub-family F (GCN20), member 3 (gene ABCF3). The transcript has 19 exons. Lineage: Eukaryota; Metazoa; Chordata; Aves; Passeriformes; Acanthisittidae. The annotation marks the transcript as partial. The record is from RefSeq and is a predicted model, not a curated record. Gene Ontology annotation, molecular function: ATP binding; ATP hydrolysis activity.